This is a messenger RNA of Carcharodon carcharias (great white shark), 3009 nucleotides long. RefSeq names its product tandem C2 domains nuclear protein. The coding region runs from base 563 to 2080 and encodes 505 amino acids. NCBI's taxonomy places the organism in Eukaryota, Metazoa, Chordata, Chondrichthyes, Lamniformes, Lamnidae. Gene Ontology annotation, cellular component: nucleus. The record is from RefSeq and is a predicted model, not a curated record. The transcript has 13 exons.
GGUGGAUGUAAUGAAGAUGGGAGGUUUAUCCAGAGCUGAGUGGAGGUUGCCGAAUUCUGGAGAGGGGAAAUGGGGUCAGUGAUAGGGGCAGGGCAGUGAAGCGCCGGUUUUGGGGCAAAGUUUCAGCGAAGUUUUCCUAACUUCGCAGGUGCCAAGUUGCAAAUCUGAACUUUUCCUGUGGAUUGGGUUUGGUCUGAGAAGUUGAUGCUUUUUCUACAAAGAAUAAAGCUCAAUUUUAACCCCCAUAAUCAAAAAAAAAUGUAUCUUGCAAAGAAAAGCCUUUUGUGAUUUAAUUUUGAGAUGUCGUCACCGGAUUGAAGUUUACUGAGUUCUCUCCUGUCCUACCUCUGUGGCACUAAACUGCCAGUUAGACCUGUGUGUGUGGAGCUGACCCACUUCUGCUGGAACCCCGAACAAGCCGCACAAGGCACUGGGCUCCUUGGUUAAAUGAAGAAACCCAGUUCAAUCCUGGAGUGACCAAAGGUGUCCUGUGAUAUGUGGAGAUCAGCCAGGUCCUUGAGAAAACAAGCCUAAAAGUUUUGAAUCCUGAGCAAUUGAAAAAAUGGCAGGCCUGCAGUUAGAUACACCCUCGCCAGCAUCACUUUGGUUGCUUAUCCCAAUUUUCGUUGGAUUGUUGCUUAGUGUUGUACUGGGGCUCACUGUAGACUUUCUAAAGGAUUGCUGCAAGAAAACAUUCUCAAAGGAAAAUGAGAAAGAUGACAGCAAAAGUAAAAUUCCUAGGGAACCUGCUAGUCCAGAUUCCCAAUCAGAGUCCAGUUCUGGCCCGAAGAAGAUCAGAUUUACCGAGGACGUUUUACUGUCCAAACUGCCUCCUGAUGGCAGGGAGGUGCCCUUUGUGCUACCAAAUUUAAAAGCAACCUAUGUACAACCCAGCUUUAACUGGAACUAUGAAGACACCGUGCCAGGUUUCUCAAGAGCUCAUUAUACUGAAAGAAAGCUGGAGCUAUCCAAUCCACGUAAACACAUGCAAGACUUCGAUGAAGUCUAUAAUCCUAAUUAUAUGUUGCAGCACACCACCCCAGGAUUGGGUAAACAUGUGCUACCUAAGGGAAAACUCAGUAGUCCAUCUGAAUCAGCGUGGGAUUUGAGGAGCAUAAAAAUGAAUAAUGCACAAGGCUUAAGCAUAUCCAUGUUUGAUCUUACAAAUCCACAGCGAGUACAGAGGUUUAGUUCAACAUCAAGUAUUAACAGCACGUUAUCUUCUUUGAUGGAUUCCCAGGGAAGCUCUCGCAGUGUAGAUACACUCUUCGAUGACUUUGGAAAACUCAACCUGAAACUGUGUUACAAACCAGAUGUGGAACAAAUCUGGAUCACUGUGGUACAGGUUGAAGAUUUGUACCUGCGUAGCAAGCCUACAGAGAAAGUUAAUGUUUAUCUUAAAGGAACAAUAACACUACCAAAGCCUGUGCACUUCAAAUCUUCUGUGAAGGUUGCUGCCAGUAAUUUGGUGUUCUUGGAAACCUUUGUGUUCAAUAUCAAACUGCCUAUUCUCCAAACACAUGGCCUUGUCAUCAACAUUGUGACUCAGGUCCCACGGAAGAGAGUUAUUGGUGAAUGCUCAUUGUCACUUAGAGAAUUAAGCGAUGUGGAGUCAAACAUCUGGCUUGAUAUUACUCCACCUUCAAAGACCCCAAGCUGUCAUGCACUUCUACGAUUAGGAACAUGUUUCCAAGCUGUCAGCAAUCGGAUCCAGCUACAAAUCCUGGAGGUACAAGAUCUGCCAACUUCCUCUACACCUCUGACAUUAAAUUUCUACGUGAAGGUAACAAUGGAAACUAGGGACGGACUAUUUGACAAGAAGAAGACUCGUCCUCUGAAAGCUGUGAAUGGUCAAGUGAAAUGGGGGGAAACAUUUCUGUUCCCUGUUAUUCAGAAUGAGCUCCAGAGAGUCAGUUUCAACCUGAAAGUCUACAGCAGAAGUUCAGUAAGAAGAAAACACCCCUUGGGGCAGGUGGUGAUUGGAUGGGACAGCAGUGGAGAGGCUUUGGAACAGUGGUAUGACAUGAGUGCAAAUCCAGAGAAAGUUGUUAUCAAGUGGCACAAACUGAGCCUCACCUGAGGUCAUUGUAUUUCGCUGAACUGCGCCUGUCCCAACAAGAACUGGGACUGAAGGAUGAACUGUGUCAUAGCAUCACCUGUUUUAUAAAUAGAUUUACAGGGAAUUCUAGUAUAAUGUUGCAUUCUUGAUUAUAAAGCCUUGGACUUUGUGGGGUACUGAAUACAAAAGGCAAGAAAAAAGCUUGUUGGAGGGCAUCACGGGAUUAGAAAUGACCACGUGAUCAACGAGAGUGAUUUUCCUAAGUCUGUGGAACUGUCUUACUGCCUUGUGAUGUGCCCCAAACUCUAUGAUAUACAAAACCUAAUACCUAAUUGGCUUAAUUUUUGUAGUUCAGCGAGUGAUCAGUGAUAGUUUCCUUCGUUCAUUACGCCAAUUUAAUAACCGCAGACGGGAGUGAUAUUGGGAUUCAUCUCAAUGUAUGUAAUAGUGAACUUCCACAGCUUCUGUGUGUUUGUGUUUUUUAUAUCUAUAUGUAUAUUUUAAAUAAUAGUUCUGAAAAACUGCACUUUUAUAUAAGUUAAAUAGAAGUCCUCCAUUUGUUUUUAACUUUUUAAGCACAACCUGAGCAUAAAUUGCCAGAUUCGAGAAUUCUGGAGACCAAAGCCUUCAAGUGGUUUUUGUAAUGAAGAAUACAAAUAUUCCCAUGCUGAGGACAAGUUAGGUGUUUAAUUUUACACUGAUGUGAUGUUAUCGGUGUGGUAGGAUAUCUAGACAAUAUACAAAAUGAAGUAUUUAAUCUGAGCAACACUCAAUGCUCUCCAUCUUACAUUUGAACUUUCUCUUAUACAGUAAUCAUCAUUCUGUAAGUAAAACAAAGUAGAUGAUUUCUCUGAAAACACUGUAUCGUCUUAUUAGGGAUAUAGGCAUAUUUUCCUGAAGCUUUUUUGCCUAUUAAAUAUCCCUUGGAGAUUGGAAUUUGUCUACCUGAA